Molecule: messenger RNA, 1424 nt
Organism: Bombyx mandarina (wild silkworm)
Lineage: Eukaryota; Metazoa; Arthropoda; Insecta; Lepidoptera; Bombycidae
Gene: Cdk7
Product: Cyclin-dependent kinase 7
Biological process (GO): protein phosphorylation; positive regulation of transcription by RNA polymerase II
Cellular component (GO): transcription factor TFIIH holo complex; transcription factor TFIIK complex; cytoplasm
Molecular function (GO): cyclin-dependent protein serine/threonine kinase activity; RNA polymerase II CTD heptapeptide repeat kinase activity; ATP binding
Source: RefSeq, a predicted model, not a curated record
AUAUUCAAAUCAAACCACUCAUUCUUGACAGUACCUGUGCAGUUCUUUAGAAGAAAUAAUAAUAAAUUUCCGAAUGCUUCAUACAAUAUCCUAUCAAUAUUAUAAUUUAAACUAUUUCUACUUCACAGGGUGUGGUAAACAAUGAAUAAUUUUGCUUUUAAAAUUGUAUGAACGUGGAAUUAAUAAUUAUUUGAUCAUGGAAGAACCAACUUUACGAUAUGAAAAAAUUGACUUUUUGGGCGAAGGACAGUUUGCAACUGUGUACAAAGCAAAGGAUGCAAAAACAGACAAAAUUGUUGCUGUGAAGAAAAUUAAGAUAGGAUCACGUCUCGAAGCUCAAGACGGAAUUAAUAGAACUGCUCUUAGAGAAAUUAAACUGUUACAGGAACUGCAGCAUAUAAAUCUAAUUGGAUUAUUGGAUGUAUUCGGACAGAAAUCAAAUGUGUCGCUGGUGUUUGACUUUAUGGAUACAGACUUAGAAAUAAUAAUAAAGGACAAUACUAUUGUACUUACCCCAGCUAAUGUUAAGGCAUACAUGAUAAUGACUUUGAAAGGCUUAGAAUAUUUACAUCAGAAUUGGAUAUUACACAGGGACUUAAAACCUAAUAAUUUGCUAAUAAAUAGAGAAGGUAUUUUGAAAAUUGGUGACUUUGGUUUAGCCAAGGCUUUUGGAUCACCGACAAGAAUAAACACACAUCAAGUUGUUACGAGAUGGUAUAGAGCUCCAGAACUACUAUUUGGAGCGAGGCAGUAUGGAACGGGUGUGGAUAUGUGGGCUGUUGGAUGUAUUUUAGCAGAAUUGCUUUUAAGAGUUCCAUUUUUACCUGGCGAAUCAGACUUAGAUCAGCUCUCCAGGAUAUUCCAAGUGUUCGGAACACCAACAGAAGAAAACUGGCCUGGUAUGAAGACUCUCACAGAUUAUGUGCAAUUCAAGCUGUUUCCCGCUCAAGAACUACGGCAUAUAUUUAGUGCGGCGUCUGAAGAUCUUAUAUUUUUAUUGGAGAGCCUUUUAGCUCUGUACCCGCCAAAUCGAUGUGAUUGCACGCAGGCCUUGCAAAUGGCGUAUUUUAGUAGUAAACCGGCGCCAUCGGUCGGCCCUAAGUUACCGAUGCCUUCGAAUAUUUCAAAACUAGAGGUGGAAAAGCCGUCUUUGAAAAGAAAACUCCUGGACAACAUUGAUGGAGGCUCACUAGCGAAAAGACUACAAUUUUAAUGUUAUUCCAAUUUAGUACAAUAAUUUAAGUGCAAUUUAGACAAAUAAAAGAUGUAUGGUUGACUUUGUCAUAAUUGAACCACUUGGAAUGUUUUAUUAAAAGGUUGUCGUUGACUAAGAGUAAAAAAGUUGACUGAUCUUUUUAAAAAUAUAAUAAUUAAUAAUAGCGACGAUCCCUAUGUAUAAUAAAGCGAUAUAAUAACAAAACAAA